UCCGCCUGCUAGCUGGAUGCUACCGUGUUUGCUUCAGGAUGUAAUAAAGUUUGGUCCGAACUAGAAGAGAAACCGGAAGCAGGUUUAUGGACUCUUUUCUGUUCAAUAAUCGCCGCUGUUGGUUCCGAGAAACCAGAACCGAAUCCGAACUGGCAAACGUCAGGACCGCGUUUCUGCUGCCGCGCUGCCUGAUGGGUAAAAUGCUAACGACCAAGCGGCGGUGAUUGGUGGAGACAGAGACACCUGAGGACCGAUUGGUUCCGGUGGGCCGAACCCGGGAGGACCGGGUCCACUUCACAGGUACCCUUCUAGGCUGGAGGUCCAGAGGAGCAUCCGAACCAGAACCUUCUGGACCAAACCAACUGCCAGAAAUGGCGGAGAACCUGUCGGCCCAGAGGGACCGCAUCCAGAGGCAGGUGGAGGCGCUGGAGCGGCGCCUGGCCGUGACCCAGGAGGAGCUGGACCUGCUGAGCAGUGAGACCGAUGGUGAAUCAGACGGGGAGGACGAGGAGAACCAGGUGGGACAGGUGAGACAGAACACCCAGAACAUCCUGUUGGCGGUCCGGUACGGGACAGAACCUGACAGGUCUGUGUGUCCAGAGUCCAGUGCACCUGCUGGCCCAGAGAGAGAAGAUCCAGACGGAAAUCCAGAACCUGGAGGACAUGCUGGGUCCGAUGAGCGGCUCUGGCAGUGACGGCAGCAGCUCCAGCGACGAGAGCGAGCUGGACCUGUCUCCGUCUGUGGACUCGUGUCUCCAGCUGAACCUGGUCUACCAGCAGGUGGUCCAGGAGACGUUGGCCCACCUGGAGACGCUCCUGACCCGCAACCAGAAGCAGCAGAGGGAGCUCCAGGCCCAGAUCUCUGGACCAAUCAGAGCGUCCUCCAAGGAAGGCCCCGCCUCCUCCAGAGAAGGUCCCGCCUCCUGCCACCAGCAUCCCUCUAAGAUGUUCCUGGGCAGCUUCUUGAAGCCGUACUUCAAGGACCGGCUGACAGGACUGGGUCCACCAGCCAACCCGGAGGCCAAGCUGAAGGCGCUGAGGAUGACGGGAUGUCUAGAUGACAGGAAGCUCAGGAUAAGAAGAUGGGACAGCUGGCAGAAGACCCUGCUGAUCCACUCGGUGACCAGGGACCACCUGAGGAGGGUGAUGCAGCCCAAGCUGUCCAGGUUGGACUUCCUGAGUAAGAAGCUGUCCUCGGCCCAGGAAGCAGAAAGACAGCAGCUCAUGGAGCAGAUGGACGGCUUGGAGAAGGAGAUCCAGCUGCUGAGGUCCAAAAAGGAGGAUGAGCUGAUCGGGGACAGAUACGAAGAACAUGACUGGCAGAAAAUCUCCAACAUCGACUUUGAAGGGACGAGGGACGCAGAGGACAUCCGUCUCUUCUGGCAGAACUUCCUCCAUCCGUCCAUCAACAAAAGUCCCUGGAGUAACGAGGAGGUGGAGCAGCUUAAUGAGAUCUGCAGGAGACACCGGGAGAGGAACUGGGAGAAGAUCGCAGAGGAGCUGGGGACUGGAAGGACGGCCUUCAUGUGUCUCCAGAUGUUCCAGCGUUUCGUCUCCAGCUCUCUGAAACGAGGAAGCUGGACUCCAGAGGAGGACGCCCAGCUCAGAGAGCUGGUCCAGAAGAUGAGGAUCGGAAACUUCAUCCCUUACACUCAGAUGAGUUACUUCAUUGAGGGUCGGGAUCCAUGCCAGCUGCUCUACAGGUGGACCAUGGUUCUGGACCCCAGGCUGAAGAAAGGCCCAUGGAGCAAAGAAGAGGACCAGCUCCUCCUGCAGGCUGUGGCUCGUUACGGGGAGAAGUGCUGGUGGAAGGUCCGGUUAGAAGUUCCUGGACGCUCUGAUGGAGCCUGCAGGGACAGGUACUUGGACUGUCUGAAGAAGAGCAUAAAGAAAGGAAGCUUCGACAAACAUGAGGUGGAGCUGCUGAAGAAGCUGGUGGAGAAACACGGCGUUGGCCGCUGGGCAAAGAUCGCUGCAGAGAUUCCUCACCGCCUGGAUGCUCAGUGCAUGAGGGAGUGGAGGAAGCUGAUCCGACCUCCUGCUCAGGGCAGGAAGCAGACCCAGAAGGCCAAAGCAGGACGAGGAGGGUGGAGGACAGCCACGGCCAUCAAGAAGGAGGAGAACACGGAUGAGGAAGAACAGGAGGACGAAGAUGAGGUGGUCCGGUACAUGGAUUCUAGUGAAGACUCUGAGGAGGAGCAGGAGCAGGAGGAGGAGUACAUCAUCCCCCCUAUGGAGGAGUGGAUCCCCCUGAAGAUGAAACCAUCGUCCUCCAUGCUGAGCUUCCAGCCUGUGGAGCUCCCUCCUUCCUCUGCAGCUCCUGCUGGGACCUCCGUCCGCUCCACCGUCCUGGAACGUUCUGGAACUUCUGUCAUCAUCGGCCCUCCUCCCAGAGUGCUGUCCAGGGAGGAGCGCCACCGCUCCUCCGCCAUGCAGAUGGUGUCUCAGGAGGGGCUGCGCCUCCACCUGAGCGCCUUGAAGCAGAAGCCCAGAGUGAGGGGGGGGGGGCAGCUGCAGCACGAGCUGCAGGCCGCCGUCACGCCGUGGAUCGGGAACCUUCUGAUGGCUAAAACCCGCAGAGACACGGCCGCAGACGUGCUAAGGGAGCGAGGGGAGCGGGGCGGCGUCUCCACCUCCUCCAUGUUUCUGCUGCUCCUCCAAGCCAUGAACGUGGACGCGCUGGGCUGCAGGGAGAUGAUAGAGCAGAGGAGGAGCCAGGCGGAGCUCCUGGCCCCGCCCCCUGCUCCCAGAUCACAGCCCAACCCCUGGCACGUCUCUGAGCUCCUGAAGCAGCAGAGGAGCAGGGGGAUGCAGGCUCCUCCUCCCAGCCAGCACCUCCUCCCUCAGGCUCCUCCUCCCAGCCAGCACCUCCUCCCUCAGACUCCUCCUUCUAGAGGUCCUCAGGUGUUUCCUCAAAGCACCUUCUUUGCUCCUGCCUCCAUCUACUUUGCUCCUGCAUCUCCAGGCCCUCGGCUGCCAACCUGCCUCUCCUCCUCAGCUCCCCCUCUUGGUUCCAGUCUAACCAGUUUCCAGGCUCCUCCACCCAGUCAGACCCCAGCUGGCAGGGAUGAGGCUGCCUGCAGCAGUGAGGGCGGGGCUAAGCUGGAUAUGGGUGGAGCUAACAUCGAUGUAGGCGGAUCUAAAGGGGACUUGUGUACAGUCUGGCCUGAUGCAGGUGGCGAGAAAUCUGAUGGGCGGAGCCAUCCUGGACUGGUUGGAGGUGUGGAAGGAGGAGCGUUUGAAGAACCCCAUCAGCAGGAGGAAGCACCUCUAGAUUCUAAGCCUGUAUCCAUGACGACGGCACGUUCUCUAGAAACACGUCCAGACGUUUACGCCAUCAGCAGCGACCAUCCGUAUGCAGCCGUCAGCUCCUCCACCUCUGCUCCUCAGUCCUCCUGCCCCCCUCGCGUAGCACAGGCUCCGCCCACCUCCGCAGAGACUACGGUUCAUCAGAGCGAAGGCAGGAAGAGGAGGCGGGGGGAUUUGGGCGGGGCCGAUGUGAUCCAGCAGGGGAAGAGAGUCCGAAGGCCGACCCCGAAGAUCAGGGAAUUUGCAGAGGUCAAGGCUAAAAAAGAAAAGAAGAAGCGACCCGCCUCGUCUGCCAAACAGAACAAAGCUGGCAGGGCGCCGGCCCCGCCCUCGUCUCUGGCCCCCGGGUUUCAACUCCUCCCUAGUUGGCCCAUUUGGGUUAUGACACCAGCUGGAUCCAUGUCCUUGGCUGAGACCCCGACCAAGGCCCUGACCCUGGCUCAGGCCCCGCCCCCGGCUCAGGCCCCAGGGGUUCAUCUGCUGCCUAGUCUGCCCCUGUGGGUCAUGACCCCAGCUGCAUCCAUGUCUUUGGUUGCAGCUCUGCCUCCAGAUCCUAAAGUUCCGCCCACUCUGACAGCUGGAAGCUCAAAGGUUGUUGGUUUGAAUUCUGCUGCUACAGCAGGAGCCCCGCCCCCUGGGAACAUGAAGCUGCUCCUCCCAGCAGUCAACCAAUCACCUGAAAAGCCUGUGCUGCCUUACAGCGGGGUGGUCCAGGUGGACCCGCUGAAGCCUCCUCCCCUGCGGAGGGUGGGGGUGCACUUUGAUCCCUCCCUCAUGUUCCUGGAGACCCAAGAGGCAGUGAAGGAUUGGCUGAGUGGGGAAGGGGGCGUGGCCAUCCCCGGGGCGAGGUCUGCCCUUCCCUACCUGCCGCCGUUCAUCAGCACUCUGAACACGCUCAGCCUGCUUCUGGAGUCCAAGAAAUCUCUGAUGACGGCGUCUCUGAAGCUGCUGGACAGCGCACACACACCUGUAGGCUCUCAGACCCAUCCUGGCUCCGCCCCCUCAGUGGGGCCGGACUCCAUGUCUGAGCAGAGAGUGGCGCCAGAGCAGCCAGGCGGCGCUCAGAGGUUCGUUCUCUCUGCAGACCAGCAGCAGGUGAAGGAGGUGCGUCAGCUGGUGGCCCAACGUUUCUCCUCCAACCCCGCCUACCAGCUGCUAAAGGCCCGCUUCCUGUCUUGCUUCACCAUCCCUGCACUCCUGGCCACCGUGGAGCCGCUUGUCAACAACAGCGCGGCGUCUGCAGCCGACGAGGAGGAGGAGGAGGAAGAGGAGGAGAAGAUGAAGAGAAUCCAGGAGAGAGGAAGGAGGAGGAAAGCCGAGAGAUCUCUGCUGCUGUCUGACGAGUCUGCAGCUUCAGCCUGCGACUUCUCUGGGAUUGACAUUGGCUCCAAGCCCGGUUCCCUCCCAGAUCUGGACAAUUAAAAAACCUCAGAUCAGAUUUGAGUUUAUUGUUUCUGAACCGGUUCAUGGAAAAAGACCCAGACCCGACUGUUACAGAGCAAUUCAAGUUCUUCUACUCACUGACCUUCGGAUGCAAAGGUAGAAAAAUGCUGAAAGUUCUUAAUGUUUGCUCUGAAGUUUGGUUCUGCAUCAGGUCCAGGUGGAGACGUUGGUGUUUUUAUGGAACAGUUUUUGCACUGAAGGUUUGUGUUAAAAUGUUUCUUUUU
Molecule: messenger RNA, 4976 nt
Organism: Cyprinodon variegatus (sheepshead minnow)
Lineage: Eukaryota; Metazoa; Chordata; Actinopteri; Cyprinodontiformes; Cyprinodontidae
Gene: snapc4
Product: small nuclear RNA activating complex polypeptide 4
Exons: 19
Coding region: 664-4731 (1355 amino acids)
Source: RefSeq, a predicted model, not a curated record